This is a messenger RNA of Pocillopora damicornis (cauliflower coral), 1749 nucleotides long. RefSeq lists its product as uncharacterized. Gene Ontology annotation, molecular function: glyoxylate reductase (NADPH) activity; hydroxypyruvate reductase [NAD(P)H] activity; NAD binding. Lineage: Eukaryota; Metazoa; Cnidaria; Anthozoa; Scleractinia; Pocilloporidae. Gene Ontology annotation, cellular component: cytosol. The record is from RefSeq and is a predicted model, not a curated record.
UAUUAGGUAUUUGGUAUUUAAGUGAUCCCCGGGUAUUACACUAGAAUAAUUAUCAAGAAGUUAACUUUAUUUUUACCAGAAUAUUUUGCGCUCACUUCCUUCAUCACAAGUGACUGGUUCAACUCUUGGCAUUGUCGGUUUUGGGAAUAUUGGAAGGGCACUUACUGAGCGAGCCAAAGGAUUCAAAAUGAACAUUUUGUAUCAUUGUCGGACGAGGAAAGAAGAGCUAGAAAAAUCUUCAGGUGCUACAUUCUGUUUGGAAUUAAAGGAGCUCUUGACAGCAUCUGACUUUGUUGUUCUGUGCUUACCAUUGACCCCUGAAACAACUAAUUUCAUUUCAGCAGAAGAACUCAGGAUUAUGAAGUCUACAGCAACACUUAUUAAUGUAGGUCGUGGAGGAACUGUCAAUCAUGAUGAUCUUACCGUGGCAUUACAGAGGGGGGUUAUAAAAGCUGCAGCAUUAGAUGUCACAGAUCCACCAGUUCUUCCCAAGGACCACCCCCUAUUUAACAUGUCAAAUGUGAUUAUUACCCCUCACGUUGCAUAUUUGACAACGAAUGUUCAACAACUACGCUGUUCGACUUCAUUGGAUAAUUUAAAGGCUGGUGUAAAAGAUGAAGAGCUUCUUUACUCAGUAAACUGAAAGAGGAAAUUACGUGAAUGCGUGGAUGCAAACUCUAAUGAUUGUUUGAUUGAUCGAUAACUAUAUUCAUGCAUGGUUAAAAAUUUCAAUCCUCUAGACUCUGAAAACAGCAAAUUAUCAUUCAGUUUUGGAAAUGCAAAGCAGUUGAACUUGUUUACACUAUAUUGAUAAUAAUUGUCCUGAAGGCUUGCACAACAAAUAACAAACUGGGAGUUAAAGGGUUAAAAAAUUUCCUUGCUUUUUCAGUUUAAGUGCUCAUGAUAAGUUACAGCGGAUUUCAUGAUUUGAAAAUAUGUAUUAUAGAAUCGAAAUUAUGAAAUUUUAGGAGCCCCAUCCUAAAUUCUUGCAAGUUUGUAAUCUGCUUUUUCAAAGAAUACUGCGGUGUGAACACUAUUGUUCUAUAUAUUAGACACCGGUGUCAGAUUCUAAACACAAGUGUUCUAUUUCUAGACACUAGUGUAAAAUUGUUUACCAUAUAGUGUCUGAUUUUAGACAUUAGCAUGCUAUUUUAAACACCUAUCUAAGGUCUUAGAUAAUGGCUCUGUUAUCAUUGAUGUUGAUCAUGUGAAUUUUUUACAUUUCGUCAUUGAAAAUCAUUGUAACCAUUUACAACAUAGGGCUGUAGCUGAGAGAUAUGGGGAGCCAUUUGUGCCAAAAAUAUCAUUGAAUUGCCAGCGAUAAAACUCAGUCGUAAGUGCUAAAAUAUCAAUCGUUAGUGGUUAAACUCGAUCUUUAGUGCUAAAAUAUCAAUCGCUAGUUGUAAAACUCAAUCGUUAGUGCUAAAGUAUCAAUAGCUAGUGGUAAAACUCAAUCGUUGGUGCUAAGGUAUCAAUCGCUAGUGAUAAAACUCAAUCGUCAGUGCUAAUAUGGAUUUGUUCUCGAUUUAAACUUGAACCAGUCUCCCGCCUGAUGAACAAAGAUGAACCAAUCAAAUCUUGUUUACUUUCUUGAAAUCUAUUGAUAAGGGACAUUGAAAUUAGUAUAAAGAAAAAGAUAGACCGGCUCGACCUCCCCAUGUAACUUUUGUGGUCGCGUCGCAUUAUCGCCUUCUAAUUAUAUUUUUGCCCUCACAAGGGAUUUUCCCUUUUUGUAAGAGAUGAUCGGAG